AAAUGAAAAUGUCAGGAGUGGGAUUCGAACCCACGCCCCGCAGAGCAACGCGGGACCAGAGCUUAAAUCUGGCGCCUUAGACCACUCGGCCACCCUGACUCAUGCCGUCUAUCGUAAACGAAGCAGAGUGUGAUGUCUCCUGGCGGUGGGUGCCGCCACGGCUCCGAUGAGGCGAAUAUGCAAACGUGUGUUGGAUUAACUAGGACGCGCGCAGAGUGUCGUGUCGUUGCCCACCAACGCCCUACUGCGGGUUGUAUGGUCAGCAUCGUAAGGCUGCGGCGUGAACCUGGAGAUGGACGAUGUAAGCAUAUUUCGAUACUAUGGAGAAAUGCAAUCGAUAGGAAAGUGUGGCACGAGCGCACCGUCGGGCGAUGGUGGCCCAUCGGGUGGCGGUCAGUCGCGGAGUGGUGGAGCGAUCGAGUAGAGGUGUGCAGUGCGAGGAUCAGUGGCGUGGUAGUGUGCAGUCGUGAUCGGUCGUCGGGUUGCAGUCAGUCUUAGAGUGGUGAAGUGAAGCAGUGAUAGAGUGCAGUGCGUGGGCUGUUGAGACAAUCUAUUUUCAUACCAUUUUUGAAGGAAGAUUGUGAAUCCCUACAGUGCAGUGCGUGGGUUGUUGAGCCAAUCGGUUUCUACACCAUUUUUGAAGGAAGAUUGUGAAUUUCUAUGUGAAAGUUACAACACCUGUUUUGAUUACAAUGAAGUGUAACUGGUGUGGCGAGCAGUGCGGCGACGCCGAUGGACUCCUGGCGCACAUCAUUCAACGCCAUGCACCGAAGCCCGAUGUAAGUGUUGCCUGGUGCUCCAAGCCAAACACUCACAAACCACGCACAGACACACAGGCAGUUUUUGAUUGUACCACCUGCAGUAAAACUUUUAAGCAUAAACGUUCACUAAAACGCCAUGAACAGGAGGUUCAUUCGAACAAACUGCACACAUGUGAAACAUGCAAGAAAUAUUUCAAAAAUGUAAGGAGUUUAAAGGAGCAUAUAAAAAAACUUAAACAUACUUCAAAACCUAACCCAGUGGUCAAGCCCCAACCUGUGCCUAAAAACUAUAAAUGUAGACAGUGUAAAGAAAAAUUCAAAACUUUAUUUCUUUUGUAUUCUCAUAAAAGAUCAUGCAACUCCCCUAAAUAUGACAAGUAUGUUUGUGAUGGGUGUUGGCGGCGCUUUUCAACAUCAAGUUCGCUGAGAUACCAUGUAAAUGGUUGCAAUGAUAGGAAAAGGAAGGUUGAGCGUGCCCGAAAGGUGCAUGAGUUGUGCUCCUCCAAGUCCCACGUGGGUGGAGACUGGAGCACAGAGAGUGCAGUUGGAGGAGACGCUCGAAUUCACAAUCUUAUCAUUACGGACCUUCAUGAUCUACAGCUAACUCUGUUGAAAAACAAAGAUAGCAUUAAAUGCACGGUGCAGAAGGAUCUGCAGGAGUUGCGUCGAAUAAAAUGGUAUCUGUCUGCCUUUAUUCGAUGUCAGAAGGCGGGUGAAGUAGAGCCUGAAAACGCCGUGCGUUAUAUGCGCUGCAGCCCGCUGACCACAUUGCAAGAUGCUGAACUAAAUGAACAAAUUCAGGAGGCCAUUUUGGGGGUGAUAAAUUCAUUUGAUAAAGCUCAGGGGGAGGGUUCACAAAUUCUGUUUGAAAAGGUUGAGAAAAUUGAACUAAGGGUGGCUAAAUACUCACCUUUGAAGGGUUCUUCUUACAUGCCCUUACCCAAAAAAUUCCAAAGCCCAACAAAGGGGCUUGUCAAUAUUAAAAAUUUUGAUAACAAAUGUUUUUUGUAUUGUUGCCUUGCGGGAGUUAAGCUUCCAGCACGUCAUCCAGAGAAAGUGAGUUGCUAUCGUCACAGGUUAAAUGAAUUUAACAUGCAAGGCAUCACGAGAGAAAUUUAG
Molecule: messenger RNA, 1880 nt
Organism: Frankliniella occidentalis (western flower thrips)
Lineage: Eukaryota; Metazoa; Arthropoda; Insecta; Thysanoptera; Thripidae
Product: zinc finger protein 311-like
Exons: 5
Coding region: 693-1880 (395 amino acids)
Biological process (GO): regulation of transcription by RNA polymerase II
Cellular component (GO): nucleus
Molecular function (GO): DNA-binding transcription factor activity, RNA polymerase II-specific; RNA polymerase II transcription regulatory region sequence-specific DNA binding
Source: RefSeq, a predicted model, not a curated record